AUGGCUGUCCUUCCGCGAUACUAUUGCAACACUUUCGAUGAUAACUGUUACUCCUCAUCCUGGGACAGUUGGGGUCGCUGGGUAGCCUUCGCCGUCAUCGUCGGCUGCGCCUUUCUAGUCUUCUUCUUCUUCGCCUGCUUCAACGCACGCCGCCGUCGUUCUCACGGUCGUCGCCCGAUGGCAGGAACAGCCUGGAUGGCACCACCCCCAGGCCCUCCCCCGCCCAACCAACCCAUCUACCAACAGCCUUACCACGGCAACGAUCCCAACUAUCCAGCGCAGCCACCCCCGCAAUACUCCGCGAACCCUCAAAACUACGGCUAUUUCGGCGCCCAAGGAGGCCCCCCUCAGCAACCCGGAAUCGAGAUGCAACCACCACCCCAUGCGUACGCUGGCGGUGGCCGUGAAUACGAACCGCCCACUGGACCACCUCCAGCCAAGGCAUGA
Molecule: messenger RNA, 447 nt
Organism: Penicillium atrosanguineum
Lineage: Eukaryota; Fungi; Ascomycota; Eurotiomycetes; Eurotiales; Aspergillaceae
Product: resistance to Congo red protein
Exons: 3
Coding region: 1-447 (148 amino acids)
Biological process (GO): vesicle-mediated transport
Cellular component (GO): intracellular membrane-bounded organelle
Source: RefSeq, a predicted model, not a curated record